Molecule: messenger RNA, 380 nt
Organism: Nicrophorus vespilloides
Lineage: Eukaryota; Metazoa; Arthropoda; Insecta; Coleoptera; Silphidae
Exons: 3
Coding region: 44-364 (106 amino acids)
Source: RefSeq, a predicted model, not a curated record
UAUUAGAUUAAUAAAAACAAUUAAUUUAAAAGCUACUUUCAAGAUGAGUGAUGUGGGAUCAUCCAGUUCGGAUGAGAUCCAAAAAAGAAAGGGGAUAAAAUAUAAAAUUCAUUCAUAUUUUCAUUUCAUCAACAAAAUAAGAAUUAAAAAGCUGAAAAAAUAUCAUGCUGUGUCCGAUUCUGAUGUUGCACUCAAACAUCCACUUAUCGAGGAUUUGAUACAAAAAAGUCCAAUGAAAAAAAAUGGCAGAUUAAGCAACGUGACUAACUUGAAGCCCGUAGGUAAAGGAGGAGUGAAAGGUAGCAGCAAAACCAUAUCGAAGACUUACGUCAGGUCAAAAAUACCUAUUCGAAAAAAGGUUUGAACUAGAGCUACAUUGU